Messenger RNA from Grus americana (Whooping crane), 1845 nucleotides. Its product is annotated as Fc receptor-like protein 5. The transcript has 9 exons. Bases 236 to 1702 code for a protein of 488 amino acids. NCBI's taxonomy places the organism in Eukaryota, Metazoa, Chordata, Aves, Gruiformes, Gruidae. The record is from RefSeq and is a predicted model, not a curated record. Gene Ontology annotation, biological process: cell surface receptor signaling pathway. Gene Ontology annotation, molecular function: transmembrane signaling receptor activity.
ACCGUGACCGCGCGGGUCAACGUGUCACAGGCCACCGAGCGCUCAAACGGGAUUGGCUGGGGUUUCUUCUCAGGGAUCGGUUGAGCCGUCGCUCCUCAGGUGUUUGUCGUGGUCAUCUGUGCUCAAGGACAAUCACGAAAACAACCGGCCUCAUGUGACAGACGGACGGCCAAGCUGGACCAAAGAGGAAGGAGAUGUUGCUGUCAUCGCAGAAAGGAAAAGCACACCACCCAGAAUGGGGGCCCUUUGCCUCGUCCCUCUGCUCGCCGCUCUCCAGACACUCCUUCCGCGGGCGUCACCUGCAGACCUUCCUCUUCCUCCCAACAUCACCGUGACGCCGGAGAAGACGGAAUAUCUCAUCGGAGACACCGUCUCCCUCCGGUGCGUGGCUCCCUGGACAAAGGAGAAGAUCCAAGGUUUUCAAUUUUCGGGGACAAGCGGAUGGGCCGUGGACGUCAGGACGACGAAGAGGACCUACACCUAUCGCUUCAACAUCACGGGGCCGAAGGACGGAGGAGCGCACGCUUGUACGUACACCGUCAUCAACCGGUUGCGCCGACCCCUUCGCUCCCAGGAGAGCAGAUCCAUCAUCCUCAGCGUCAGAGACCAUCCACCUCAACCCACGCUGACCUUCAACUCUUCAACCAGCGUCGUGAUCGAAGGCCAAACCCUCGUCUUCCUCUGCAAGGCCCCGGCGGGGGACGCGGAGCGAAGGUUUCGUUUCUACAAGGAGAAGGUCAAGGUCAUCAACGUGAACGAGUUGAUUUUGAGGGAGAACGAAGCUCAGCUCCAAGUGGUGGAGAUCAACCAGAACUUCAGCGGCAACUUCACCUGCGGUUAUGAGGAGAAGACGGAAGGGCGCUGGAUCCCGUCCUACCCCAGCCAAGCCGUGCAGGUCCUCGUGAAAGAGCCUGCUUCCGCUCCCACCUUGGGAGCAGACCCUCCCACCAGGGUGGUGAGCGAAAACUAUCCCUUACGUCUCACCUGCGAAGCCUCCAGAGAUGAGUUCGGGUUGAGGUUUCGCUUCUACAGGAACGGGGUGGAGAUCCCACCGGGCCAAGGGGGUUCGAAAACGAAGAACGUCGGGAAUUUCUCCGAAAUUCUCUUCCCGCGAAGCCCCGGGAAGUUCGGCGGGACGUUCAGUUGCGGGGUGGAGGAAAACGUGGGCGGGACUUGGGUGCCGUCGCCCCGAAGCGAAGGCGUGGACGUCACCGUGAAGGACCUUCCGUCCCAACCCGCUUUGCUCUUGGACCCCCCAUCCGGAGAAGUGACGGACGGUGACCCCUUGAUCCUCACCUGCGUCGUCAACGGUUCCAUCUCCCAACGUAAAUUUUACUUCUACAAAGACGGCGACGAACAAUUCUCGGAGACGACCACGAUGGGUCAGUCGUUGUUCAACGUUCCCGUGGCCACCACCGCCCUCACCACCGGUGAUUUCACCUGCCGCUACGAGGAGAAGGUCAACGAUCAGUGGAUCCCGUCCCCGUUCAGCCAAUCCAUGACGGUCGUCACGCAAGCCCGCUCUCAGCUCAUCCCAUUGGUGGCCGGCUGCGCCGCGGGCGCGGCUGCGUUGUUCCUGGGGUUCCUAUUGGUCGUUUGCCUGUGUCGGAGGUGGAGAGGAAGUGCUCACUGGAAGGGGCUUCACAACAAAGACGACCCAAGCACCUACCCCAUGGCCAACUUCAACCCCUGCGACAUGUGACCUCGAAGGUGACCCAAACCACUUUCGAGAACUUCCUUUCCAGCCCCUUUUCACCGCCGCGGUGGACAACCCUUCUCCUCCUUCGGGCCGCUCGACCCACCGCUGACUUUGUCGCGUUGUCAGUAAACAUCUCCUCCACCCCU